Messenger RNA from Daphnia magna, 796 nucleotides. Its product is annotated as coiled-coil domain-containing protein 12. Bases 169 to 645 code for a protein of 158 amino acids. The transcript has 4 exons. The record is from RefSeq and is a predicted model, not a curated record. Gene Ontology annotation, cellular component: post-mRNA release spliceosomal complex; U2-type spliceosomal complex. Lineage: Eukaryota; Metazoa; Arthropoda; Branchiopoda; Diplostraca; Daphniidae.
AGACUGUCGACUUGACAGCCGCCGAAAACGUGAAGACGGCGCUUGUAAAGUUGAAAAUCAAAACUACUCAUGUAUGAAUCGUUUUUCGUGUGGUUUAUGGAAUUGCAGUUAGUUUAGACGUUCCAAAUUAGUUUUUUGGUAUACCCUCUUCAAAUAGGGACAUUGACGAUGGAAGAUGAGACGUUGGCGGCUAGAGAGCAAGAGGAGGCGGCGAAUUUGGAGAACGAGGCCUUGAAACGCAAGAAACGAAUCGAAGCAUUGAGGCAACUCAAGGAGCAGCAGGAACAGACGAGGCAAUCGAGCACCGAGUCUCAGCAACAGUCACUACCCAGACCGGUGUUUCGCAGUUACAGACCGCUCGAUGAAGAGCUGAAAAAGUCUAGCGUACCACUCGCAGAACCAGAAGAAGUUGACCAAAACAUCACCAAAGAACUGGGCAGAGCUGGCGAACCGCCUGUUUUGGAAGAAAUUGAUUUGGUGAAUUUAGCUCCAAGGAAGCCCGACUGGGAUUUGAAACGCGACGUGGCUAAAAAACUGGCCAAACUGGAGAAACGCACCCAAAGGGCCAUCGCAGUCCUGAUCCGCGAGCGUCUAAUCGAAACGAAACAAGACGAUUUAGCCGCAGCCGUGAAUGCCCUCAACUGACAUAGAAGAGAAAAAAAAAAUCAUCUUAUUAAACCGCCAAAUUGUGAUUUGGUGUUGAUGCCCACAUACCACCCACCAUCUUUAAUUAUUCAUCAAAGAUAAAAGAAAAAUACACAACGGAGAGGCGCACACCAAACCGUCUGGUCAAGAA